GUAAGAAGAGAAGGGAGUUCUGGAAAACAGGCAGAAUGGUAGAUUGGAUUGGACAGCCUUGCAUUACACCGUAUACCACAUGAAAAAGCACAUGUUUCUAAUCAAAAGGUAAACAUGAAUUUACCCGAAUCAUAAAGCGCAUAUUUUUUUUCUAUUUUUUGUUACGUAAAAUAAAGACGGGUUUCUGAACAAACAGUACAUCUGUCGCCAUGGUAAUCCUAAUCCACAGCCGGCAGCCCCUCCUCCCUGCAUCCCCCUGUCUCUCCUCCCAUGCAAAGCUCCAAUCCACCAGACACCAUUGGAAGGAUGGUCGCUCCCAUCAUGCUUUGCAGUAGGAAGCAGGAAGACAACGGAAGCAUUCCAUGAGCCAGCAGCAGAAAAGUGUCAGCAGAAAGGACCACAGAGUGAUGGUGAAUGAGGAGGCACUGCCGAGGGAGGCAUGGCCAUUGUUCUCUGCAGGAUGCACUGGAGCGGCUGCAGCUCUGCGGCAGCUCAGCUGACAUCCACAUCAUCUACUAGUCCAUCUCCACCCUCCGCCUCCUCUUCCUUCUCACGACAAUGGAGGAGGUCUCCAAAGUCACAGAAACGCCACUGGUACCGCCGCCUCUCUUGGCGCGGCGGGCUCGCCAGCAGCAGCCCGUCAUGUCAGUCGUCAAGUCCAAGCUUAGAAAGAAUCUGACAUGCUCUGGGUCAAAAGUCCAAAAAACCCUGACAAGCUUCUUCCCCGUGGUCCGCUGGCUGCCCAAGUACAAGCUGAAGGAGUACGUCUGGGGGGAUGUCAUGUCCGGAAUGAUCGUCGGUAUUAUUUUGGUGCCGCAGGCCAUAGCCUAUUGCCUGCUGGCGGGAGUGGAACCCAUCUACGGCCUGUACACCUCAUUCUAUGCUAACAUCAUUUACUUUCUCAUGGGGACCUCCAAGCACGUUUCGGUGGGGAUCUUUAGCCUCAUGAGCCUCAUGGUUGGACAGGUAGUGGACAGGGAGCUGUUUCUGAGUGGUUUUGACCUCAAUGAUGACCCCACAUCUAAAGUUGACGGUUUCAACUUCACUGAUGAUGACCCACAAACUGUGGACCUCAUGGGGAUGCCAUGCAACAAAGAGUGCUACGCCAUCAGCGUUGCUGCAGUGGUCACAUUCCUGGCUGGUGUCUAUCAGAUCAUGAUGGCGGUGUUCCAGCUUGGAUUCGUCUCUGUGUACCUUUCAACUCCAAUGCUUGAUGGCUUUGCCACGGGGGCCUCUUUCACCAUUCUGACCGUGCAGGCCAAAUACCUGUUGGGGCUGAAGAUUCCUCGUCACCAUGGUUACGGCACGGUGCCCGUUACCUGGUUCAACAUCUUUGCCAACAUUCAAAAGACUAAUGUGUGCGAUCUCAUCACCAGUGCCAUCUGUAUCUCAGUAUUAGUGGCAGGGAAAGAGAUCCAGGACCGCUACAAGGAUCGCCUGAAGAUCCCGCUUCCAACAGAACUGGUCGUAGUGGCAGGAGCCACGCUGGCGAGCCACUUUGGAGAUCUAAACGCCCGCUACAGCUCCAGUGUUUCUGGUCACAUACCCACAGGAUUUAUCCCUCCAAAAGUGCCUGCAUUCAGUCUGAUGCCACGUGUUGCUCUGGAUGCCAUUCCUUUGGCAGUCAUCAGUUUUGCGUUCACAGUGUCGUUGUCUGAAAUGUUUGCCAAGAAACAUGGCUACACGGUUCGGCCCAACCAAGAGAUGGUGGCCAUCGGACUCUGUAAUAUCAUCCCUUCAUUCUUCCACUCCUUCACGACUAGUGCAGCGUUAGCAAAAACCAUGGUGAAGGACUCAACCGGCUGCCAGACUCAGGUGUCGAGUCUGAUAAGUGCCCUGGUGGUCCUGCUGGUUCUGCUCUUCUUUGCUCCUUUCUUCCACGCUCUGCAGAAAUGUGUCCUCGCUUGCAUCAUCAUUGUCAGUCUUAGAGGGGCUCUCAGAAAGUUUAAGGACGUUCCCGCUAAAUGGCGUGCCAGCAAAAACGAUGCCAUCGUCUGGUUGGUAACCAUGUUUGCCACAGCUCUGAUCAGUGUGGAGUUAGGUUUGCUGGUUGGCAUCAUCUUCUCCAUGAUUUGCAUCAUCUUUAAGACCCAAAACCCAAAGGUUUCUCUCAUGGGCCGAGUCAGUGACACAGAUCUUUAUGAGGACUUGGAAGAGUACACCGACUUAACACCACCACCUCAAGUUCACAUCUUUCGCUUUCAAGCACCUCUCUACUACGCCAACAAAGAGUCUUUCCUCAAGUCCCUCUACAAGGCUGUUGGUGUGGAACCUUUCUUGGAGCUGACCAAAAGGAGGAAGGCGGAGAAGGCCAAAGGGAAGACCUCAAAGCAGGCUAAGGCGAAUGCAAACAAAAAGAACGGUGAUGUGUUUAUAGGGCCAAUCCACAAAGAGCUGGACUUCCACACCAUCAUUUUAGAUUGCUCUGCCAUUCCUUUCAUUGAUUCAUCUGGCACGGCUACCCUCAAAGUACUGGUCAAGGAAUACAAAGACAUCGGUGUGAGCGUGCUCCUGGCCUGUUGUAAUGCCCCACUCAUUGACGCUUUGAAGAAAGCACAGGUGUUUGGGAAGAAUGACAGAGAGAUGAGCAGUCUUCUUUUUUAUACAGUCCAUGCUGCAGUCCUCCAUGCAGAUCAGGAACACACAGCAGCAGCAGAAGGGAAGUCUGAGGACUCGCUGUUCUAGGUUGGUUAGUUACUUCCGCUCCCUUUUCCUGAGAAAUUUCCUGUCUUUCUUUCCGCUACAGUUAAAGGAAAUAAAAGGGGAGACAAAUCUAACACACCUUCAGCUUUGUGGCUCAGCAAUUACCUGCAGCCUACAUACAGUACAGUCGUUGAACUUGGACACUGAAAAAUCACACAUCUAACACUUGUAGACUAUAGUUUGUUGCAUGCUGGCUGAACUGGAGCCAUGGCAAUCCAAAAGUUUUUGGUACAACUUGUAGAUCUUUAUUGACAUCUGUAGACGAUAACAGACACUGAUGCAGACACAUCUCUCUGGUGAAGUCCUUGCUACCCAUUUCUGGUUUGUGUCAAAUGCGUUGACUGUAUAAGAGAACUGGACUUAGUGACCCCCUCCCUCUGGGAUUCCAAUUAGGAAGUAACUGCUGGCUCCAAGAGCUAAAAUCCCACAGACUUUGAUUGAAAAAUAAACAACUAUUAGUUAUUAUAUUUUUCAGAAUAACAAUUCUUGCUCUGCUGCCACUUUUUAACAUGUUCCUGCUAAUACUGGUAUUUUUUCACUACAGAUUAAAUAAGAUUGCCAGAGUACGUAUAAACAUGUGUAUAUGCAUGUUUUGGGACCUGCAUUCAAAACUUUCACGUUCACGCGUCACUACAGGUGCUUUCACGUCCGUUUUUGGGCUCUAUGUAUAAACCAGGCGUUCAUUGAACGUACACUGAAACUUUCCAAUGUUUGAAUGUCAAACAUCCGAACUUUGACCAAGCAGGUACUGGUACUGACACAUGGAUGGCAUAAUUUUAAAAACAUGGAAGUGUAACCGUCUAAAAAUUUAUUAUGAAGGAGAAAUUAACUUUUAUGGUUUGUGCCUUUGCUGGAAUUAUAUGUCACCACGUCUUUCAUAUCUCUUCCAACUGUAGGUGGUGGACUUGCGCUAGUAAUGGGUAGUGUCAAUCCAGGUGAUCACACUGGACUGACUCUACCCAAUACUUGGAGUGUGUUCAAGUAUUAGGUACUUAAAAAUUCAAGUUCACCACAUUCUUGAGCAGUCCUUAUGUGUAUGCAUCACUGGUAAUUUCUGGUUCAAACAUGACGACGUCCAUAAUGCGAAAAAAAAUUGUGACUGAAUUUAAUUUUAUUGAAAGUAAGCCAUUUUUAUGGGCGAUGUCACACUCACUCCAUCCAGUUCUCUUGUACAGCCAAUGGUCAGAUGUGGUCUGUUUGAGUUUUGUUAUAAUAAAAGCUGUUGAAAUUGGAUUCAAAAUCCAGUUUAGAUUAAUAAGUCCAGAGUUCCCACUUUGAGAUCAGUACAUAACUGUCACACAUACUGUUACCUUGGACCCCCAACUAUUUAUUAGCAGACUACUGUUGGUAAACUGGACACACCUUUAGGAUAAACCACACGUAUGUGGACAAACAAAGACAGUUUGCUCUUCAGGUACGGUAUAUGAUUGAGACAGCUAUAUCUUCAGGUCCAGGAUCAUUAUUGACAUACUUUUAGCCAGAGCAGCUGUCAGCAGCUGCGGGGAUUUAAAAAAAGGACAAACCGACGUCAGAGAUAUAUUUCCUUUCUGGUUCUAGAGGAAAAACAAAAAUUACUUGGUGCUAUUUUUUUUUCUUUUUUAAUUUUAAUUGAAUGAACUGACUGCGUCACCCAGUCACUUCUUUCACUGUCUCUGUAACUGGAAAAAUAAGCUUCAACUUUCAUGCAUCUUAUGACUUAUUUUUUUCAUUUUAUAGGCCGACAGCUUAGAGUGAAACAUAGAAUUUGCUUGAUUGUAAAUAUGAACAUAUUUGUAUUACUCGCAAAAAAAUGAGUGGCCUAACAUUUGUAUGCACUGAUUUGAUUUUAGGGGAGGGAUUUUUUUUAACAUAGUGUUGAUAUUCAACAUCCAUAGUCUUGUAAUAUUUUUAGUACUGGAGCAAUCCUUGGAGAUGUACAUGGACUAAAUGUGACCGUCAACAGAGCAAUUCACUCAUUGAAGUUCUUAAUAUAUCUAUUACUUACUCUGAUUUUAUGUAAUUAUCACAGCUCAUAGAAUCAAAUCUCCAAUAUGAAGAUAAUAAACCCCCAUUAAUUGGAUGUAAUAUUAAGAUAAUUUAUAUUUUUAUAACAAAAAUUAAGAUUAUGUAGAUUUUUAAUAGUCCCAUAUAUGAUGACAAUCCAAACAUUGAUUCACUUUAUGACCCAGAUUUGCUAUUUUUUUUUGUUUAAAUGAUGAUGUUAAACAGCCAAAAUGACUUUGUUUUUUUUCAUGAAUAGUGAUUCGCAUAAAACGUCUGUAUGAUGUUUUUUUUUCAUGAAA
Messenger RNA from Oryzias melastigma (Indian medaka), 4985 nucleotides. It is a transcript of the gene slc26a1, whose product is annotated as solute carrier family 26 member 1. NCBI's taxonomy places the organism in Eukaryota, Metazoa, Chordata, Actinopteri, Beloniformes, Adrianichthyidae. Gene Ontology annotation, molecular function: oxalate transmembrane transporter activity; chloride transmembrane transporter activity; secondary active sulfate transmembrane transporter activity. The coding region runs from base 559 to 2685 and encodes 708 amino acids. Gene Ontology annotation, cellular component: membrane. The record is from RefSeq and is a predicted model, not a curated record. Gene Ontology annotation, biological process: transmembrane transport. The transcript is spliced from 8 exons.